AUGGCAGAGGUGCACGAUGAUGAGGACACGGAAGCCAUUUUGUUAGUGGAUGCUUCCAACGCAUUCAACGCUCUCAAUAGGACUGCUGCUACCAACAACAUGCAGUAUGUUUGCCCACCACUUGCUAAAUAUUUUGAGAACACCUACAGAGAACCAACAGACCUUUAUGUGGCAAACAGCAAGGGAGUGAUCAUCAAGAGCUGCGAAGGUUUCACUCAAGGAGACAAUAUUGCCACUGGUGGAUAUGCUCUUAGCACCAAGCCACUUAUCGACCGCCUGAGAAACAUCAUCAAACAGGUGUGGUUUGCCGAUGAUAGUGCUGCUGGAGGGAAAUUGGAGGCAGUGUAUAAGUGGUGGAAGGAGUUGCUCCAAGUUGGACCUAAGUAUGGUUAUUUUCCUAACCCAUCUAAAAGCAUUCUAGUAGUGAAGGACCCUCAGAUGAUCGACCAGGCCAAGGCAUUGUUUGGAGAGUUCAAUAUGCAAAUAACAUCAGGCACAAGGCAUCUUGGUGCAGUACUUGGCAAUACAGGUGUCAAAGAUCAGUACAUUGCCGAUAAGGUCCAAGGGUGGUGCGAAGACAUCAAGAUGCUAGCUGAUAUUGCAGAAUCUGAGCCUCAAGCAGCCUAUUCAGCCUACAUCUCUGGCAUACAACACCGAUGGAAGUUUGUUCAAAGGACUGUUCCUCAUAUCUCUGAAGCCAUGGAGCCGCUAGAACAUGAAAUAAGACAAAAGCUUCUGCCAAAGAUGCUGGGCAGGGAGAUUUCAGACUUAGAGAGGGACGUGUUAAGUCUACCAAUAAGAUUGGGAGGAUUGGGCAUUGGUAAACCCCACGAGGAAUGCCAGUCUGAGUACACAGCUUCCAAGCUACUCACCACCGAGCUUACAAAGGCAAUAGUGGACCAACAGGAAGUUUACACUGCAUCCAGUAACCUCACCAAAUCAGGGAAAGAAAUGAUAAAAAAUUUGAAGAAUUCCGAGCUCCAAGCCAAGUUUAACGCUAUAGCUGAAAGAUGUGGCACCUCCUCUAAGAGAGCACUACUAACAGCAAGAGAAAAGGGAGCGUCCAGUUGGCUUAACACAUUGCCACUUCAGCAGUAUGGCUACACUCUGAACAAAGAGGAGUUUCGAGACAGUGUCUGCUUACGCUACAGUUGGUGGAUACCAAACACUCCCAUCACCUGUGGAUGUGGGAAAACAAGUGAUCUUGACCACCUUCUCACCUGUAAGCUAGGGGGCUACGUGAUAAUGACCCACAACAACAUCAGAGACACAAUGGCAAAUCUACUUCGUGAGGUAUGUCAUGAUGUAAAAGUUGAACCCCAGCUACAGAAGGUGAAUGAGGGUGACUGCCUCAACCCCAAGACUAUAACAGGUGACCAAGCUCGGCUUGAUGUAUCUGCUAGAGGAGUUUGGACUCCAUUUGAUAAGACCUUUCUUGACAUAAGGGUUUCACACCCCAAUUGCUUAUCAAACAGGACAAAAACUCUUCAAGAAGUAUACGAAGAGAACGAGAAAGAGAAGAAGGACGAGUACUUGGAGAGAGUGUUGAAUGUGGAGAAGGCUACCUUCACCCCGGCUGUAUUCCUCACAUCUGGAGGAAUGUCUAAAGAGUGUAAGCAGUUCGUCAACAGAGUAGCAGACCUCAUUGCAAGAAAAAGGAAGGAAAGGUACUGCGAUGUAGUAAGACACGUGAGAACUAGGAUAAGAUUUGCAAUGUUGAGAACAACUCUUAUUGCUCUACGAGGGUACCGAGGAAAGAAGGUGGACACCAAACGUGAGAUUCAGCUAUCAGAAGUUUCAUACAACCUCAUCCCUGCCCCUAUAAUGGAGUAG
Messenger RNA from Bolinopsis microptera, 1833 nucleotides. RefSeq lists its product as uncharacterized. The coding region runs from base 1 to 1833 and encodes 610 amino acids. The transcript has a single exon. Lineage: Eukaryota; Metazoa; Ctenophora; Tentaculata; Lobata; Bolinopsidae. The record is from RefSeq and is a predicted model, not a curated record.